AGAAUUCAGUUUGAAUUUAUUAGUUUAUUUUUGUAGAUUAUGAACGAGGCCCUAUAUCAGAUACGAGAAAGGGCUUCCAGAUUUCCCAAUCUGUUUCGGCAAGACUGUUGCAUAUUGGACACUUAUUUCUAUCAAUUUGUUGUCAAUGCAUAUGGCCAAUUACAGUCCAGUAAAGAGCUCAAAUGUAGUAAGAGUCUAAUGAAUUAUGUGAGAGGGGCUACUUCGGAGCUCGGUAAACCUUGGAGGGACUGUAAAUAUUUGUAUCUUCCUUGUUGGACCCGCGACCAUUGGUUUGCAGUUCAAGUCGACAUUGAGGAACGGGCCAUUUUAAUGUUUGAUAGUCUGAAGGGUCACAUUCGCCGAGCAGCGUUGGAAGCUUACCUUUUGCCUCUACAGGUGCUUAUUCCGUUGAUAAUAAAAUCUCAUGUCACCAGUGAAAGCAAAUAUAGUACGGAGAACUUCAAAUUUGUCAACGUAAAAGAUGUUCCCCAACAAGUGAACGGAUCCGAUUGUGGAAUAUUCGCUAUCAAAUUCAUAGAAUUUCUGCACGCAAAUAUGGAUGUAAAUACAAUUUGACCGGAUUACGUACCAGUAUGGAGAAAGAAACUAGCUGCAGAGUUGUUGGCUUGGGAUUUUGAGCCGUAGAUUGUGCUUUGCUCGUAUUUUUUUAUAUUUUUAUAACGUUAUGUAGUCACUUGGUUGUUUUG
Messenger RNA from Olea europaea var. sylvestris, 707 nucleotides. Its product is annotated as ubiquitin-like-specific protease 1A. The record is from RefSeq and is a predicted model, not a curated record. The transcript is spliced from 2 exons. Gene Ontology annotation, cellular component: nucleus. Gene Ontology annotation, biological process: protein desumoylation. Lineage: Eukaryota; Viridiplantae; Streptophyta; Magnoliopsida; Lamiales; Oleaceae. The coding region runs from base 40 to 576 and encodes 178 amino acids. Gene Ontology annotation, molecular function: deSUMOylase activity.